This is a messenger RNA of Balaenoptera musculus (blue whale), 366 nucleotides long. RefSeq names its product zinc finger protein 806-like. The transcript is spliced from 4 exons. Bases 103 to 342 code for a protein of 79 amino acids. Lineage: Eukaryota; Metazoa; Chordata; Mammalia; Artiodactyla; Balaenopteridae. The record is from RefSeq and is a predicted model, not a curated record. Gene Ontology annotation, biological process: regulation of DNA-templated transcription.
UGGGCGACUUAUUUUGGGGCGCUGAGGUGAGUGCGGACCGGACCGCGCUCCCUUCCGAGUUCUGCCUUCUCUGGCUCCUGCCCGUUCUAAGAGGAAGACAGUAUGAUUAAGCUCCAGGAAACUGUGACCUUCAAGGAUGUGGCUGUGGUCUUCACCGAGGAAGAGCUUGUGCUAUUGGACUCCACCCAGAUAAACCUGUACCAAGACGUGAUGCUGGAGAACUUCAGGAACCUGGUCUCUGUGGGUGAGAACAGCGACCUCCCUGUAAGAUCCUGGAAGGUCCCUGUGAUCGUUUGUGCCUCUCACCAUGUCCAGAACUCCAUGAUUAUGUAUAUUACAUGAAUCAUAUGGGAGCCUUCCCCAUGC